GUCAAACUCCACAUAAGGCUUCUGAUUAACCAUGUCCUAUAAGCACCCUCAGUAUUAUGAAAAUGACCUUCAGCCAGUUCAAAUUGAUAGGGAGACGUUACUAGAAGCACUUGGACAGUUUCGUUCCGCGACCCUGCGUGGAGUGGAUCUAAUACAGGCUGGUAGCCCCCCGUUCGGAGAAUGGGACCACGGCGGCAUGUUCAGUGGCAUCCCAGGGAUUGCCCUUGCCUUUCUCCGACUCGCGCGUCAGACCGCGUCAUUAACGGAGGAAAAUGGAAGUCCGCUGCCGGAUUUUCUCAAUUUGGCCAAGCAGAGAAUCCCACCCCGAGGGCCAGAUGUACCUAUGCAUGCUGCAAUGCUCUCCCCCGUUGGAUCUUCAUCGUGCCUAACUGCAGUCGUACUGCGCAUUCUGGCGGUAACUGAAGGAGACGCGAAUGGCACUGUCUCCAAGGAUGAUAUUACCUGCCUUGAGAAGGCUGUUGGACUUGCACUUGCGAGUCCACGUAUGGUCUCUCACAGAGGUAAGACCAUGGGGUGCGAUGAAGUCCUAUAUGGUCGAGCUGGUUUGCUGUGGGCUCUUGUGAAUCUACGAGCCCAUAUGUUUGAUCAAGCCACCACGGAUGCUUUGGUUCCUAUUUUUGAGUCUGUCCCAAAGCUUGUUGAUGUUCUUAUAAACUCUGGCAGGCAAGGAUCAGAAGUUUAUAUCAAAGAGUAUGGGGAGCAAACUGCACUUCCACUGAUGUGGGAGUGGAUGGAAGGUAGAUUCGGUCUUGGAGCUGUCCAUGGAAUUACUGGCAUCCUAACCGUACUUCUUGCGUGCAGGAAUGAUGAGUUAGAUGACGGUGUUUCACGCAACUACCUCCCAUGGAUAGCAGAUACAAUCACGGGUAUUUCUAGACUUUGUAUUGCCAAUAAAGGCCAUCUUCCUAUAUCGAUCCCCCAACUCGCUUCGUCCCGCCCAUCACCACUUGUUCAGAUUUGCCAUGGGAGCCCUGCAAUUCUUGUCCUUCUUGCAUGUGCCAAAAGAGAUAACCAUUUGAGUUUCUACUUCUGGCGGCCGGAGUGGGACGAAGCCAUUCGCUUAGCCACCGAGCGUGUAUGGGAGCAGGGGCUUCUCUCGAAGGGAGGAUGUCUUUGCCACGGAAUCGCUGGCAAUGCUUGGCCACUACUAUUGCUGCAUGAUUGCUUUGAAUAUAACAAGGAACUAAGCCAGAGAGCAAAGCGUAACUACAGAGAACGGUCUCACACAACAGACGUCGCACGCGCCGCGGACAGCCUUACGGGUGACUACUUUCUCUCUAGAGCUUUGGCAUUCCUCCUCCAUGCACGGGAAACGCCCCCUUACAGUCGUCCACCCAAUUCAUCAUUGAAGGACUACCGGAUGCCGGACAGCCCCUAUUCUCUCUUCGAGGGCCUAGCAGGGACCGUGUGUGCGUGGACAGAGGCUUGUGCUGUCAUCCAAACACGACUGCGGAAGAUGGAACUGGAAGAAGAACGAGCCGGCUCCCGCACCUCUCCGGAAAAUGAUGAAGUAUUUGAAAAGCUGUCACUCCUGCAGCUGGGGUUCCCUGGUCUUGGGGGUUAUGGUCCAAACGGCUUAUUUUGAGGAUCUGCUCGUAUAUCAGAGAAUCGUAUCUGUAUACCUUACCAGUUGGGCAAUACGCGAAUAAUAGAAUAAUUUCCCGGUCCAUCGUGUCUUCAGAAGUUAAUAUAAGGGUAUUUGGGGUUAGGAUUCAUUCAUUUAGACGGGCUGCUCUCGUUGAU
Monascus purpureus is the source of this 1764-nucleotide messenger RNA. The record is from the annotation of a GenBank genome assembly. Lineage: Eukaryota; Fungi; Ascomycota; Eurotiomycetes; Eurotiales; Aspergillaceae.